Messenger RNA from Daktulosphaira vitifoliae (grape phylloxera), 1257 nucleotides. RefSeq lists its product as uncharacterized. The coding region runs from base 136 to 963 and encodes 275 amino acids. NCBI's taxonomy places the organism in Eukaryota, Metazoa, Arthropoda, Insecta, Hemiptera, Phylloxeridae. The record is from RefSeq and is a predicted model, not a curated record. The transcript is spliced from 4 exons.
ACAUAAGUAAUUGUAGUAAAUGUAUAAAUUAUGAAAUAGUUAAAAAUUUAAAUUUUUUAAAUAAAAAUUACACUUAUGUGCUGAAAUUGCUCUUUAAUAAAAAAAAUUAUCAAUUUGUGCAGCUUACGAUAAAAAAUGACUCAAAUGGUUUUAUUAACAUUAUUAAUAGUAUUUGAUACAUGCUAUGGAACUUCUAGAAAUCUUAAAAUUGACCUAGAUGUAGCAUGGUCUGAAUGGAGUUAUCAUCUUAGUGAUGAUUACACACAGUAUAUUGGAUACUAUGAAGGAAUGACAGAUGAUAUAGACAUUCAUUCUAAAAUAAAAGCACAGUAUUUAUCUGGAAUAAAUAAUAUUAGACAUUGGCAUAGUGUAGAACCUCUAAAACAAAUAAUAGAAUUAGAUGAAAUUGCACAGGCAUAUGCAAAUUAUAUAGCUAAGACAGGAAAAUAUGAAGUAGGUGUACCAAAUUCAGCUAUUCAAUUGAUAAUAUCAUGUCGUGAUGUUAAUGAAGACGUCGGAAAAACUUUACCUUAUGAAUUGUAUAGUAAUUUUGAUAAAGGUGAUAAACCUUUUGAUUUUGAAGCGAAUGAGGAGGAAAUGGUUAAAAUGCAGAAUGUUGAAGGGCGUCGAGUUUCAACUUGUAUAAUUUGGAAAAGUUCCAUUAACAUAGGAAUUGGUGUGGCAAAAACAAAUGAAAUUAUAUGUAAUAAAAAUACGCAACGUGGGCCAUUUUAUAUCAUUGUAGCAGCGAUACAUCCUAGGCCAAGUGUAUUGGAAAAAUUUAAAGAAAAUAUAACACCUAGAAAUCUAGUGCCCAUGAUACAUGAUGGUUAUUUCCAAAAUCUAGAGAAAGAAAAAGAACGCGACAAAAGUUUUAUUAGAUACAAAAUGGACUCAUUGUUCCGAAACCUUAUGGAACGUGUUCUAGAAAAGGAUGUCAGCAUUGAAAAAAAAGAAAACUAAACGUUCAAAAACUCAUUUCUUAUUUUUGAAUUAUUAUGCUGUUAAAAUAAAUAUAAGUUAUAACUAAAUUAAUCUUUAUAAAAACUUGUCUGUAUCAUUAAUAAUAUUUUUACGAUAUUCAUUUAAAAUUCUCAAGUAUAUCUAAAUGGUUCUUAAAAAAAAAAAAUCACAGCAAGUAUGAAAUUAUCUUGAUUAUUAUUUAUAUUAAUGUAUCAAUUAUCAACUAAUAAUAGGUUCUUAGUAAUUUUAAUAGUUUAUUAGUAAUAUAUACACUCUUUUACGUAUGUUAUUUAA